UUUCCGUUAAUCAUUCACGAGGCUGGUAGAAAGUCUCUCCCCAUCCACUACAAUUCAGCCAUCCCUGACCAGUCAACUACAGGGCUGAAUUCAGGGACUUUUUGGUGGUGCAAUUACCAGCUAGCUUCAGGGUAGUCUGGUAAACUCUGAUCUGGGGAGGAAGUAAAACUAUUAGAGAUCCAGACGCUUUUCUCCCUUGAGAAACAACCUGAGGCACCACAACAGAGUCUUCUGCUUCUUCCUCAGCUACCCGCAGAAAACUGUGGGAGAAGCAUCAGGUCAUGCACCCCAGUGCUCCUCUAAAUGGGAUCCGUCAUAGAAAAAAGAAAAUGGCAGCCUGGCCCUUUCUUAGGCUGUGGAAAGUCUCUGAUCCAACUCUGUUCCAAAUGACCUUGGUCGCUGCUCUAUUUGCUACUGUCCUUGGUAGUUGUGGUCCCCCACCGAAUUUAUACUUUGCUUCCCCAAUAAAUGUGUUGAACCAGACUUCCUUCAUCUCUGGGACUAUCCUGAAAUACACCUGCCGUCCUGGCUACAGUAAGGAUCCUUAUAAAAGUCAGGAUGUUACCUGCCGAUACAGGUCAUGGAACUACGAAGAGUUCUGUGUCAAGAAAAGAUGCAGACAUCCUGGAGAAUUACAAAACGGGCAAGUGAUAGUUAAGACAGAUAUCUUGUUUGGAUCACACAUAGAAUUCGUCUGCUCAACUGGAUACGUUUUAGUUGGCUCAGCCACUAGUCAUUGUGAGAUCCAAGAUAGAGGAGUUGAUUGGAGUCAUCCUCUCCCACAAUGUAUAAUCGCCAAGUGCGAUCCUCCUCCAGCCAUCAGUAAUGGGAAGCACAGCGGUGGAGAUGAAGAUUUCUAUACAUAUGGCUCCUCUGUCACCUACAGCUGUGACCCCAACUUCUCGCUCUUAGGCAAAGCCUCCAUUUCUUGCACAGUGAAAAAUAAAAAAACAGGCGUCUGGAGCCCAAGUCCUCCUACUUGUAAAAAAGUCACUUGUCCUAAGCCAGAGAUUCAAAAUGGAAAAAUCGUCUUGGGAUUUGGACCCCACUAUACUUAUAAAGACUCCAUGGUGUUUGACUGCAAUAGAGGUUUUAUUCUCAAAGGAAGCAGUUUAAUCCACUGUGAAGAAGAUAACAACUGGGACCCUCCUCCUCCCACUUGUGAGCUCAAUAGUUGUCUUGGCUUACCAGACAUCCCACAUACCUCCUGGGAGAUGUAUAACUACCAGAUGCCAACAAGACAGGGAGUUUAUCCUAUUGGAACUAUGCUGAAAUACAGGUGCCGUGAUGGCUAUAAACCUAUUUCAGAUGAGCCUACGACUGUGAUAUGUCAGGAAAACUUGACUUGGACCCCAUACAUAGAGUGUAAGGAGGUAUGUUGCCCAACACCAGAGCUGAAGAAUGGCAAAAUCAAUGAACAGAGAUCUAGUUCUGUCAAUAGCUGUGAUUUUUUCAAUGGAGACGCAGUUUUAUAUACGUGUUACCAGAAAUACCAGUUUGAAGCUAGAUGUCAAGGAGAUGGCACCUGGUAUCCCAAGACACCAACAUGUGAUGAGAGCUGUGAUUUCCCUCCUACCAUUGACCAUGGACAGUAUGAACGACAUCAAGCAUUUGGUAUAUUCCGUCGUACUGAGGCGAUAUAUAAAUGUGACAAAGGAUACACUAUGGUUGGUGAAGCUCGACUCUCUUGCAGUUCUUCAGGCUGGUCUCCUGCAGCCCCUCAAUGUAAAGCUGUCUGUAUGAAACCGGAAAUAGCCCACGGAAAGCUGUCCUUGGAUAAGACUGAAUACAUUCAAGCUGAAAAUAUCAGCAUCCAGUGUGACGCUGGCUAUGAGUUGGUCGGUCCGCAAAGCAUCACUUGCUCAGAGAGCAGAACCUGGGACCUCGAGGUGCCCAAGUGUGAGUGGGUGAUUCCUAAAGGCUGUGGACACGUGCUCGCAGGAAGAAAGGUCAUGCAGUGUCUCCCCAACCCAGAAGAUGUGAAAAUGGCCCUGGAGGUGUAUAAAUUGUCUUUGGAAAUUGAACUGCUGGAAAUAGAGAGAGACAAGGCAAGGGAUCCUGCUAUGGACUCACCACCGUAAUUUCUCCCAGAAGAGGGAGAAACACGUGCUGCCUUCAAGACAACACUGGUCGCUUCAGCUUACCCACUCUCCUGCCCGCUUUGUCCCAUCAUUCAUGGUAAUAAAUGUCUAGAAA
Messenger RNA from Puma concolor (puma), 2196 nucleotides. The record is from RefSeq and is a predicted model, not a curated record. Lineage: Eukaryota; Metazoa; Chordata; Mammalia; Carnivora; Felidae.